Pediculus humanus corporis (human body louse) is the source of this 1881-nucleotide messenger RNA. RefSeq lists its product as uncharacterized. The transcript is spliced from 3 exons. The record is from RefSeq and is a predicted model, not a curated record. Bases 1 to 1881 code for a protein of 626 amino acids. Lineage: Eukaryota; Metazoa; Arthropoda; Insecta; Psocodea; Pediculidae.
AUGACUUUGGGUUCGAUAUUGAAAACCGUUUUGGGCUCUACCGAUGAACAUCAAUCCCACGGUAAUAAUAAUAAUAAAUUCAUAUACGAAAGAAACGGACAUGAUUAUUAUUAUCAUCACUACGGGCACCACAAUCACAAUCAUCAUAAAACGAAGGGAAAAUCAAAAUCCGAUAAAAAAUCCGCCAUAUUGUCAGCAUUGAGCCUUUUGGCAUUUUUAUUUUUUCUUAACAUAUUACAAAAUUGCAUAAGAGAAGAAACGGAAACGAUGAAUCCCGUCAUUAUGUUAAAUUAUCAAAAUAAAAAAGAAGAAAAUUCUGAACAAAUGGAAGACUAUAAAAAAAGGGAAAGGGAAGAAGAAAAUGGAAAAUGGUAUGAAAACAUACACUCGGAAAAUUCGAACGGAAAUGAUAAGGAUUUGAAAAAACGAGAAGGAAGGAAAUCGCGUAGCCUUUUACAAUACGUCGAAGGUGAAAAAAUGAUAAGAAAAAGGCGGGAAAAAUUUAUAAGAAAUUUUCCGACUGGUGGCGCUGCCGGUGGUGAAAACUGGACGAAAGAAUUAUCGGAAAUGACUGAUAAAGAUUUAGAAAAUCAAAAAAUAAAAACAUUAAAUUAUUACCGUAAUAAAAAUUAUACGAAUAACGGAAAUGACGUCACGAUCGAUAAAAAUAAAACUUUGGGUAGCGAUGUGAUAAUUUUAAAAAGAUUAAAAAAAAGAGAAAAAUCAUCGGAAGAAUUAUCAAAUGAAAAAAAAACCGGAAAUGAAACGACGGAUUCGAUUUCCGGUUUUUUCAAACCUUAUGAAAAUUCAUUAAACGAAGUACAAAUGACGAUGAAAAAUUAUAAUAAUUCGGAAAAUUUUUUUAAAAAUUUUCAUUGGUUGUAUAAAAACACGACUACGAAAUAUUAUGAUAACUUACCGAACGUUACGAAAAUUUUUGAAGAAACGUCUAAUGACACGACGACUCCGAGAAUUAAUAAACGUUCUGAUUCCACGAAUGAAAUUUUCCUCACGACUUCUUUACAUCCCGUAACGGAAAUGAAUGCGAAAAUUGAGAGCGAUGAUUAUAACAACUCCGUAACGUCAUCGAACCAAAUACAAAAUGUCGGAUCGUACGAGACGAAACAACAACCGGAAAUAGAUAAUUACAAUUCGAUUAAAAUAACAACGGAAGUACCGUUUUAUUAUACGUCAUCAUUUCCUCCUUCGUAUCAACAAUUCUAUCGCGAAGGUCAAUUAAGAACAAAAUAUUCACCGUAUAGAAAUCGAAACAAACAACAACAAUUUCCGGUUAGGUACAACAAUCGACAACAACAACCACCGAUACGAAGAAUCAAUAAUAAUAAUAAUAAUAAUAAUAAUGAUCAAAAUGGUAAUUAUUAUCGUCGAGAAGUUGUCAUUGCGAGGUAUCCGACGGAAGAGGAAACGGAAUUUGAUUUGAUAAAAUUUUUUUGGUCUUUGAUUACGUCAUUUACUAAACCUUUCACGAAGUUGUUGAUGCCUAAUUUGAGUAAGGAAGGUACGGACGAACCUCAAUGUUACGAAUUGUUGGUUUGCGAAGCACAAAGAGCAUCGAAAUUGAUGGGACCGACAGCGGAAACGUUAGCCGCAACAAUCGGAACUUUGUUAACUUGGGCAACGGAAGAGGAAACACGUCAGCUCGUAAUUGACGCAAUUGAAUCCGGUAAGGAAAAUACGUGUCAGCAACAGAUAAAAGAUUGCGAUGAUAGAUCCGGUGGUAAAUCUGCAAUGACCGUUAUUGCUCAAGCAUUUGAAAUUAAAAAACCUGUUCGACGUAUCGACACAACCGCCGCCGACACCGUCACUGCCACCGCCACCGCCACCACGACCGCCGCCGCCAUCAUCACGUCCAACGGUUAA